GGGUGAGGGAAAGGGCCAAGCUUUUUCUUUCCUUUUAAAUUUUCUUUUUAAACUUUAAUUGCCUUCACUGUUGUGGAGGCGCCUUUGCUUUUUUUCCCCUUCUGGUGAUUGUUGGUGGGUGCUGUUGUUGGGGUGAGGGGAGGUUGUUUUUUGCCUAUAUUAAAAGAGUUUGUUAACAGUUCUUCACUACAAUUCAUUGCUUUUGCCUUUAGUGGACUUUUGGGGUGCUCUAGUGGGGUUGUUCUGAGUUAUUGCUAGGUAAGCUUUUAAUAAGGUUUUAACAUAGGUGAGUUGUAGGCCUUGUUAGAAACACAAAUUAAUUUUCAGCUUAGGGACCAACAGAGUUUUCGUCUAAAGAGGACUGUGUAGGAAUUAAGGCUUCAGGUUGUCAAAUAAAUAAAUAGGUCAACAGUAAAAAAAUUAACUAGGCUGCUCAACUUAUUCUUGGUCUCUUGGCUUCAGUGAAGCCAGGCCAGGCGGUUUAGAAAAACAGUGUUUGUAGCCAUAGGCCAAGGUGUACUACUCUCUGGAUUUCAAGAAGGCAGUUGCUUGAUUCUUGAAGAAGAAUUAAGGUUAUUGGUAGCAUAGUUAGAAUAGUAACAUAACCUCAAUAAGGCUUUUAAAUAAGAUAACCUAUUUCCAUUUCCAGGUUACACCCAGAACAAUUAACUAGCUUUUACAGUAGGUCAAUAAGAGUUUUUUUUAAUCUGAUAUUUGGCUAGGUGCUGUAAACUACAUUGGGGGGGGGGUUGGAAUUUGUGUGUGUGUUAGUGUAGCACAGUUCAGCUAGCCCUACUCCAAAAGUACCAGCACUACUAUUCGUAGUAGGACGGAAUGAGUAAGAGGAGAGGAGUCCAGCGGGGCCCUGGGGGAAAGGUGAAGGUGAAGACUAGAGGGUUAGGGGGGAGGGGAAGAGAUGCAGUUCUCCCCCCACCUGCACGGCGGAGAACAGCCCCAACACAGCUGUCUUCCACUAGCCCUGCCCCUGGCUUGGCUGGUGAGAGCAAGAGACCUCGGAAGGUCGUCUUUGCUGAGGCUGCUGCAGGAGCACCACCUCCACAGGUGCCUGAGGCAGGAGCUGGCACUGGGCAGGGGCUUGCUGCUGAGGCUCCCUCUCCUACUGCUGUUAUGACUCAGCAGUGUGAGGAGGAUCAGCAUGAGAUGUGCUUUGGGGUGGACUUGGGGGAUGCGAGUCUUCCGAUCCCCAACCCAGGGACCCCGGGGAUGCUGGAGGAGAGGAGCUCCAUUGGUGAGCCUUCCCCAGUUUCCUCUGAGGCCAGCUGCAGGUCUUUCCAGGAGAGGCAGGAGCAGAGCAUGGAGGUGACAGAGGAGGAAGAGGUGGAGGCAGUGCCUUCCAGGGUGCUGCCAUCUCAACUCCUUUGCUCUCGGCCAUCCCCUUCUGCACCCACUAGACAAACUGCGUAUGCUCCAAGCGCCUCACAGGAGGCAGCUCCUGGAGUGUCUGCAGCUGCAGGGCAGCAUGGGUGCCACUACAGCUCUGCCAUCUGGGAUCACUUCCAGAAGAUGGAGGACCCCAGCUAUGCACAGUGCCAGCUGUGUCAAGCCCAGAUCAGUCCAGGGAAAGACAGGGCUCAUUUCUUGAUUACUAGACUCAGGAAUCAUUUGAAGAACCACCACCAGGAGGUGCUUCUUCAGGAGGCGAGAGAGGCUGGUGCCGCACAGCUGCCAGCAAGCCAGGAGAGAAGUGACCCCAUGACCAUCUCUGGUGCUCUCCCUUCCAGGUCUCCUGUAGGGGGAGGAGGCCAAGGGUCUCUGACAGAGAUGUUUUCUGAGGGUGGCACUAAUGUGCCAAGAGGUGAGAUCCAAAGAGCAACAAAGAGGGUCACUUGGCACAUCGCUGAGAUGAUCACUGUAGAUGGACAUCCCUUCUCCAUUGUCGAGGAUAUUGGGUUCCGCGGGCUGCUCCAAGAAGUUUGUCCUUGGUAUUCGCCCCCUGCUCGCACCACAUUGAGCAGGACAGUGGUGCCUUCCCUUUACAGGACUGUCAAGGAGUAUGUGAGGGCACAGUUGUCCCAUGCUGCUGAGAGAACUGUACACUUCACCUCUGACAUCUGGACCUGCCCUCAGUCACAGCAUGAGUACCUCUCACUGACUGCGCAUUGGUGGCAACCUGAUGACCUUUUGGGUGGUGGUGGAACAACCAGUGCCAUGCAGGGUCAGAUGGGGGACCGCAGGGCUGGCUACCGCCAUGCCUUGCUCCACGCUGAGGUUCUGGAGGAGGCGCACACUGUGGCCAACAUCUCUGCUGGCAUCAAGAGGCAAUUAGAGGACUGGGUAGGCAGGAAUGUCACCAUGGGAUACAUGGUGACGAAUAGUGGCAAAAACAUCACGGCAGCAGCAGAGCAAGUGGGCCUCAAUCACAUUUCCUGUGUGGCCCACAAACUUCACCUUGUGGUGAGGGAUGCACUGGGUCUGGGUCUGAAUCCUGAGGAUCCCAGACUGGACACUGCAACUCGUGAAUUCCAAUGUCUCAUCAUGAAAUGCCGGCACAUCGCGAGUCACUUCUUGUGCAGUGUGAAAGCUAUCCAUCAGCUCCGCCUGAAGCAGAUCUUGGUAGGUGUGCCAGAACAUCACCUGAUCAGCGACAUAAGCACUUGCUGGAACUCCACCUAUGCCAUGCUUGAGCGUUUGGUGGAGCAGCAGACUGCCCUCACAAUGCAGCUCUCAGAGAAUGGCACUGGGAGGGGAGAGAGUCAGUUCAGCCAAGAGGAGUGGCUGACCAUCUCCCAGACAGUGGAGGUCCUUAAGCCCUUUAAGGACUACACCAUCAUGGCCUCGUCUGAAACGGCGACCCUGGGUCUGGUCAUUCCUCUGGUGCAUGCGCUUCAGAAUAUUAUGACCUCCUUCCUGAAUCCAGACUCAGGAUGUGCAGACCUUGUUCCAGCAGUGCGUGCAUUUGUAAGAAGGCUGCAACAGGGCAUCAUGUCCCAGCUGCAGCCUAUCACUGAAAAGGAGCUGUACAUGUUAGCAACCAUGUGUGACCCGCGCAUCAAGGGCACCUUUGCUGAGCGGGCUGGGAAGCUUAGUAGCUUGAGAGAAGCACUGUCUGUGCGGGUGUGGCAUAUGCAGGCUAGGAGGGGCACUCUGCCAGCAGAGAGGACAGAGGAAGGGACCAGUUCUGCUAAUCCGUGCCCUGCCCCUUCUCAGCAGGUUCCCCUCACAGCCACUUCUGAGAUGUCCCUGGAGAUGAAGUUGAUCGCUAGAGCGCUAGAGCCCUCUGGGAACGUGAGGCAUGCAAACCAGGAUUUGGCAGCGGCAGUAGUGAGGGAGUACCUUUCAGAGCCCUGCGAGUCGCUUUCUACUGAUCCUCUGAGCUACUGGGCCCAGAAAGAGGCAGUCUGGCCUGACCUCUCUCUCGAGGCUCAGAGGCUCCUCUCUUGUCCUCCAACGAUCUUUUCCCAUGUGGGUGGCAUGGUCAGCCCUCAUCACACUCACCUGCCCCCCUGGAGAGUUGAGCAGUUGGUCUUCCUGAGAGUCAACUUGCCUCGUUUCAGUUGCCCUCUCGAUUUUCAGAGUGAGUGAAGUUGUACUUGCAUCAUCUGUCAGUCUGUGUGGGGGAGGUUGGGAAAAGUGCUCUUCCCCAAACUUAAAACUUAAGUAGAAAACCGGCAGGGCUAUUUAUCCAUUUGCCACACUAUAUAAAACCCAAAUAGGAUUCCUCCCCAUCCCCGCCAGAACACUCAUUGGACCCUGUCAGAAAACAGCAGCAGCAGCAGCAGCAGCAGCAGCAAAAAUGUUGUUCUCUCGCUACCGGAACAGGAAGAUUCCGAGAGAUGUCAGCGAAGAGACCAUAGUGCCAGUGUUUUAAAACAAGCAGAAGCCAAACCCCAGAGACACCCAAAAUGAAGCUAGUGAAUGCUGUUGUGUUGUUCUUGUGUACUGUUAAUUUUCUUCUUUACAGGGGUGGGAAGGAACAUGGCCAGUGAUUGGCAGGUGCUGCAGCUUUUGAGGCGCUGCUGGGCCAGUGAGUGACCGUACAGGCGGUGCUGCAUAGAGAGAAGAACUUGGGGUUACUCAAAAUUACCCCUCCUCACUUUCUGAGGCCUCCCUUGGGAGAGGAAUCUUAUACCAACUUACUGUGUGUGUGUGUGUUUGUGUUCCUGCUUUCCACUGCCAGGUGACUGGCUGUGCCUGUGCCAGGUUGGUGCUGCUGCUGCUGCUGCGGUGUGGUUGAUGUGUUGGUACUUGGUUUUUUCUGUGGUGUUACCAUAUUGGCUUUGGGGUCUUCCUGUCUUCAAUGAGUGACACUGUUUCUGGUGGGCUUGCAAAAGUGUCCCUUGUUUCACUUUGGUUCUACUGGGAUAGGCUUGACACAUGUUCUGAUGGGCUUUGUUGGUUCAUCUUACAUGGACUGGCUUUUGGCAAAGGGUUGGUUAAGAUUUCUUUGCCCUGUAAAGCCUUGGAAUUUCUUUUCCAUAGGGAAAAAAUGGAGAGUGGGUAGGAAUAUGUUGUUCAUGGACUCACAGAAUUGGAUUCCUUUUAAAACUUGGUGAGGGGUCUGUAGACAGGAAGGAGUAGAUUCUCUGUGAUUUUGCUGGAGUUGGCACCAAAAAGCCCUCCAGCUCCCCAAACAGGUUUACCUCAUAGGGACUCAUUUGGAUUCCUGAAUUAAAUUCAGAUCUGAAUAUUAUGCCGGUAUUAUUGGACCCAAACACCAGGAAUACCUAACGUAUAUAGUGUUCUGGAUACUCAGAUCUGAAUAAUAUGGAUUUUUUUGUGCACACCCCUUAUUAGGACCAAAUGAUUUUUGAAAAGUGAACAAAAUUUGAUGUAAUGAUGUUGUCAACUUCCAUCGGAAUGAUAAAAAAUAGGUUUAAAUUGGGAAGAUCUGAUGAUUUCAAUAAUAGUCCCAAUUAUGUGUGUCAAACGUUUUAGCCAUGCAGCCCCAUGUGUUUAGUCAGAAUUAAGUCCUAAUUCUUAAAACACAGUAGGACUUAAUUCUGACUAACAGAACUCUGACUAAACAAAAUUCUGACUAAAGUGAUAUUCUUAAAUCACUUGCUAUUUGCUUAGGUAAAGUACUUCACAUACACCCACCAUCCUGUGCAAAUGGCAGCAUUUUACACAUGUAUUUUUUGCAAAGCCCAAAGGAAAUAAUAUUCCCCCCAGCUGUUAUUGCUAUGCAUUGCUCUGUAGUUAAUUAUUUUUUAAAAGAGUGAGCAAAGCAGUCAUAAACACUCGUACUUUUCUUAAUCUUUCUAAGUCCAUAUACCAACAACGCUAAUAGCUGCUGAUCUGUUAAGACUGACAGCUUUUUGUACAUGCACAUUUUUGCAAAGCCUGAUGGGAAUAGUAUUCACCCUGCAUGUGCUAUUUAAAAAGUUAGUGUUUAGUUUCUAACUAUUUAAAAUUAAAAAUUGUUUGCAUGGCAAGAAUUUUGAUUUAAUUUGUUUAUACCCUGCCUUCCUCCCCUCCCCCCCAGUGGUGAUCCACAGUGGUUUUCUGUUGUUUUCCUCUCCUCCAUUUUAUUCUUGCAACAGCAACCCUGUGAAGUAGGUUAGGCUGAGAGACUCUAGUCCGACACUCUAACCAGGGAAACAAACAAGCAAAAAAAUUGAAAAGCAAAUGCAACAUUCAGGGACACAAUCUGCCACAUGAUCUAUGGUUCAUGGAGGGACUGCCUUCUGCCCUGAAGGAAAGCUCUGUGCUAGAUAACCAGUAGCAUGAUAUGCAAGGGCUGUUCUGAUAGGCUGGCUUCACAUGCUGCCUCUUUUGGCUGCGAAACAUGGGAAAUGACAAAAAGGAGACAGAUUAUAAAGAAACCAGAGUUAACAUGUGCAGCUAUUGUGCAAAUGUAAAGCUGUUCAGUAGCCACUCAAGUUGGAUGGUGAUGGUGAGGCAAGGAGAUCUGAGGUUCCACUCACAUCUGAUCAUGAUUGUAACCAAGUGGUGUGUUCAUCUACCAAACAUGUUCUGUGUGGAGCUCUCAGCACCCCUUCUUUUGUUGAAGUACAGCAACAAUCAGAUCUGCUACUGAAUGCCCCUGUCAGAGUCUCUUUCUAUAUUCAGUGUUUCACAUGUUCUUUUAUUCUUUAUUAUAGGCAGAAGGGCAUUGCUGGCAGAUGAGAGCAUAGGAUGUGUUAUAAGAUGUGUACGACAAUGAGUCCUUGAUGGUAUGGCUGGUAUAGUUGGGUCCUGUGAUAGUGUUGCUUAAGGAGCUAAGAAAUGGAAUUGCCUAGUUCUCUGGUUGUUAUUUCAGUUGAUUGCUUCAGGCUGGGAAGGCUGUCUAUAAGCUAGGAGAGUCCUUCCUAGUCCUUGUGAGAGUAAAAGGUAAUAUGGGAGAGGAUGUAGAUUCUUAGUGAUGCAAUGGGGAGGCUUUAGUUGAGAGCUGUAGGUCAUAACUAGAGGUGUUUGGUUACUGCCUGUGCCAGGUGGCCAGAUCUGUCCUGUAGUAAAUUACUACUUGGGUACCAUUGGUUGUUGUCAGUCUGUUUCUCUACUUUCUCCAUUUCAAUGUGAAUGCUUGGUGUAAACUCUACAGGUAUUUGUCCCUGUUCAAAGGACUGGCGGAGAUGCAGUUAUAUCUUAGAUAAAAUGCAGUGUCCAAGAACUGCCCCUCUGUUCAAAGCCCUUCCGAAUAUAAGAAAGCAGUGGGUGUGUGGGAGUCUUGGCUUUCAAGAUUUCAAGCAACAGCUUGAGCAGAAGGAGCCAG
Molecule: messenger RNA, 6673 nt
Organism: Eublepharis macularius
Lineage: Eukaryota; Metazoa; Chordata; Lepidosauria; Squamata; Eublepharidae
Product: zinc finger BED domain-containing protein 4-like
Exons: 2
Coding region: 835-3543 (902 amino acids)
Molecular function (GO): DNA binding; protein dimerization activity
Source: RefSeq, a predicted model, not a curated record